This is a messenger RNA of Arabidopsis lyrata subsp. lyrata, 1112 nucleotides long. Its product is annotated as proliferating cellular nuclear antigen 1. The record is from RefSeq and is a predicted model, not a curated record. Gene Ontology annotation, cellular component: PCNA complex. The transcript has 4 exons. Gene Ontology annotation, biological process: translesion synthesis; leading strand elongation; mismatch repair. Bases 160 to 951 code for a protein of 263 amino acids. Gene Ontology annotation, molecular function: DNA binding; DNA polymerase processivity factor activity. Lineage: Eukaryota; Viridiplantae; Streptophyta; Magnoliopsida; Brassicales; Brassicaceae.
CACUAGUGCAUUGGCGGGAACCAAAUAACUUAGAAUGGCGAAAUCCCGCCAGAAAAUAAAAAAGCUUAUAAAUUGGAAUCCUCGAUAUGUCAAAUCUUCUUUCUAAAACCCACAAAACGAUUCUCCUUCUUAACUCUGAUAAUAUCUAAAGACGACGAGAUGUUGGAGCUACGACUUGUUCAGGGCUCGUUGUUGAAGAAGGUUCUAGAAUCAAUCAAGGAUCUGGUGAACGAUGCGAAUUUCGACUGCUCCAGCACUGGCUUCUCGCUCCAAGCUAUGGAUUCGAGUCACGUGGCGCUGGUGUCUCUCUUGCUAAGAUCCGAAGGCUUCGAGCACUACAGAUGCGACAGGAAUCUCUCCAUGGGGAUGAAUCUCGGCAACAUGUCGAAGAUGCUCAAAUGUGCCGGAAAUGAUGACAUCAUCACCAUCAAGGCUGAUGACGGCGGCGACACCGUCACCUUCAUGUUCGAGAGCCCCACGCAAGACAAGAUUGCCGAUUUUGAGAUGAAGUUGAUGGAUAUAGACAGUGAGCAUCUGGGAAUACCUGAUGCUGAGUACCACUCAAUCGUUAGGAUGCCGUCGAAUGAGUUUUCCAGGAUUUGCAAAGAUCUCAGUAGCAUUGGUGAUACAGUUGUGAUCUCUGUGACUAAAGAAGGGGUGAAGUUUUCCACUGCCGGUGACAUUGGAACCGCUAACAUUGUGCUUAGGCAGAACACAACUGUAGACAAGCCGGAAGAUGCAAUUGUGAUAGAGAUGAAGGAACCAGUGUCACUCUCAUUUGCCCUAAGGUACAUGAAUUCCUUCACAAAGGCAACUCCAUUGUCAGACACUGUGACAAUCAGCUUAUCGUCAGAGUUGCCAGUGGUUGUGGAGUAUAAGGUUGCUGAGAUGGGUUACAUUCGUUACUACUUGGCUCCUAAGAUUGAAGAAGAAGAAGACACUAAUCCCUAAGAGCCCUUUGUAUCCACAAUUUCUCUUCAUCCUAAUGUUGAAGAUUCAUUGAUAAUGUUGGUGUUUUUUUUUUUGUGAGAUUCCAUUGUAUGACCCUCUAGAAUCAGUUGUUUUCUUGACUUAUUAUGUUUUAUGAUAACAAAGUUCAGCAUAAUUAGUUA